Paramecium tetraurelia is the source of this 2115-nucleotide messenger RNA. RefSeq lists its product as uncharacterized. Lineage: Eukaryota; Ciliophora; Oligohymenophorea; Peniculida; Parameciidae. The record is from RefSeq and is a predicted model, not a curated record. The transcript is spliced from 3 exons.
AUGAAACAAUAUCAGACUCCGAAUUCCGGGCAUUCUCGUUAAGGGAGUUUAAGAGUGUAACGACAACCUUUGGCUGUUAUCAGCAAUUGUCCUGAAUUUUCAUAGUGUGCAAAUUAUCUGCAAUAGAAAGUUUAGGGAUUGGAGUAGAGAGUUAAGAACCUUAAUAGUUAACAUGCAGAGAGACCAGAGAAUCGAUCUACGACUACAUAAAAAAAUGAAUCAUCUUUAUCACCUUUUGUUAGGCAGAAAAAACAAUGCAGCUCAAAUUAGAAAGUAGAUUCUUAGAGUUAUUAUGAAACCAUCAUUAAUAAACGACUAGAAAAUAUUAGUAAAAUUGAUUAAUCUCCGGUGCAUGUCAAAACCGAUAAUACAGUGGCUUAAUAGGAUAAAUAUUCAAUUCAUAGUUAAUUUUCUAAUUUGGGUCCAUACUCAGGAAAAUUGCACACUAACAGUAUUGUGAGAAUCUAGCAGUUAACUAAAAAAUUGAGGAAGUUUAAAAUGAUUAAGGAUUAAAAUUAAGAUGAGUGUGCUCCUUCCUUGGCAAAGAUUAAAUGUUUUUGUUAAGAAUACUAUAAUGAUUGUUUUGAUUUCUAUAGAUGCACUGAUUUGAUAGCCUUGAAAUAUUUCAUCUAUUUGCUUGUAUAAGAAAUCAACACUCUUUUUAGUGAAGAUGCAUUUAAGAUGGCGGAUAAUUCAAUUUAAUAUCAAUAAUAGAUUGAAAUGCUCAAGGAGUAAUUAGACAACUAGAAGAGUGAUUAAGUAAGUUUCUAGAACUAAUUAAAAUUAUAAAAAAUGGUGGUGGAUACUUAAAAAUUAAUAUAAGAUAUUAUUAAUGUUCUAUAGACUAAACACAAUUAAAGUACAUUGAUCAAUUAGGUUGAAGUAUUGAAUAAUUAAAUGAAAAAUAUCAAAGAAAAUAUGUCCACCAAUUAACUGUAAUAUCAAAAUGCGACAUCAUUCGGAUAAUAAUUAGCUAAAUGUGGAAUUGAUGUAAAUUAUCAACAAAGAGUAACAAAUGAUACGUCAGUUAUAAAUUAAUCUAAUUUCAAGACGCAAACAGCAGACGAAAGAAAUUUAACAUAAUUCAGUUCAAAAUCCAAGUCUCCUUAUAGUAGAAAUCAAAAGAAUCUUAAUUUUGAUCUAGAAAAAUAAAUAGAUAUGAAUAAGAAACUAUUGGAUGAGCAAGUGGUAACCAAUAGAUAGUUAAUGGAGAAACUGUUCAAGUUGCAAACAGAAAAAUAAUAGAAUGAUUAGUUAUUGAAGUAAGUGCAGGAAGAGUUGAAAUAUAGAAAUUAAAUAAUAGUGGAUUUGGAAAAUAAUUCUUAGAAGGAUAAUAUAAUACUUAAUGAGAUGAAUUAAAAUUUGGAGAAGGCUGUUUAAUAAAAUAAAGAAUUAUAGAAAGAAAAUUUUAAUUAUAAAGAAAGUAUCGAUCAAUGUAAGAAGAUAGAAUCAAAGUAUUAUGAUUUAUUAUAAUAAAAUAAUAACCAAUUGGAGUAACUCAAUUAAGUUGUUAAAGAAAAUGGAGCUUUGCAGAAAAUUCAAUAAUAAAUAGAAGGUGAAUACAAAGGUUAUUAGCAAUAAAUAUUGAAAUUACAGGAGAAGUGUUAGGCACAAUACGCCCAAUUGCAAGAUCAAAGCGACACAAAGUAUCUAUAAUAGCAAAUAAAUGAAUUAUUAUUAUAAUAAUAAGAGCAGAGCAAAAUAAUAACUUUGAUUACUGAUGAGGCCCUGUAUUUGGGAUAGAUGACUCUUUAUGCCAGUGAUAUAUUGUCUAGACAACCGACUGAUGGGAUUCCCACGACUCUUGUGAUGCUAUAGAAGGACUUAAAUGGAAAGAGAAGCACCAUUCAAUAGAAAAUGAGCAUUCUGUAAUAGUUCGGAAACAAUAUGAAGAAUCAGCAUUUGAUUGCUCAAAGCAGUAGUUCUAGUCAGUUUAAUGAUAAUGUAGAUUUACUGGAAAAUCUACACAGUGAGGCUUCAUCAAUUAGAUAGAAGAAUGUGAGUUCAUAUGAGGAGACUGCUAGCACAAUUCACAAUAAUAACAUCUAAUCAAAUGAUUUAAUGGUGAUGUUGCUAGUGUAAUGUAACACUUUGGAGAAGAUGAUGGAACUGUGA